Molecule: messenger RNA, 3207 nt
Organism: Arvicola amphibius (Eurasian water vole)
Lineage: Eukaryota; Metazoa; Chordata; Mammalia; Rodentia; Cricetidae
Gene: Kif9
Product: kinesin family member 9
Exons: 22
Coding region: 509-2923 (804 amino acids)
Biological process (GO): microtubule-based movement
Molecular function (GO): ATP binding; microtubule motor activity; microtubule binding
Source: RefSeq, a predicted model, not a curated record
UUCUUUUCCCCCCAACAACCUAAAUCCCAGUUUCGCGUAUACAGCUGCUCUGAGCCUUUCAAGUUAAUUGAAUCCAUCUCCAUAUUCUUUGUUCAGCCCUGACUUUGCCUGUGUCUUCAACGGAGGAAUGUGGACUUCGAUUCGCCACCACCUUACAGUACUUCCGGAGUCUCUGGAAGCGUCCCGUUGCCAUGGCGACUGUGUACGCAGCCGGUCGGCUGGCUGUCCAGAUUGUGAACAGAAUUCCCUCAAGUCGCUGCAGUUAUAGCGGUCGCUCUACUCGAGUGCCGCUGCCUCGCGAGUAGUGACUGAAGAUGGACCCACCUAAGGAGCUUCAGUCACCCUCUGGUUUCCAGCCAUGAGUAUCACCACCAACCACCAUUUCCUGAGCAGCUGCUGUGUGCUGAGCACUGUUCUGGACCCUGUGGGGGGAAUCACAAGAGAUACAAGGCACAGUCCUUGUCCUCAAGCAGCUUGUAAUUUGCUUUGGGAGCUGAAGCCCACAUAAAUGAAGCGACAUAAGAACGGUAACAAGCAGUAUUUCACUAGAAUGGGUACUAGGAAAAAGGUUCAAGCGUUUGUCCGUGUCAAGCCUACUGAUGACUUUGCUCACGAAAUGAUCAAAUACGGAGAUGACAACAAAAGCAUUGAUAUUCACUUGAAAAAGGAUAGUCGGAGGGGAGUUGUCAAUAACCAGCAGACAGACUGGUCAUUCAAGCUGGAUGGAGUUCUUCAUGAUGCCUCCCAGGACUUGGUUUAUGAGACAGUCGCCAGAGAUGCAGUUUCUCAAGCCCUUGAUGGAUACAAUGGUACCAUCAUGUGUUAUGGGCAGACAGGAGCCGGCAAGACAUACACCAUGACGGGGGCAACUGAGAAUUACAAGCACCGGGGUAUUCUCCCUCGUGCCCUGCAGCAGGUUUUUAAGAUGAUCGAAGAGCGCCCCACACAUGCCAUCACUGUGCGUGUUUCCUACCUGGAAAUCUAUAACGAGAAUCUGUUUGACCUCCUGUCGACGUUACCCUAUGUUGGACCCUCAGUCACACCAAUGACCAUUGUGGAAAACCCUCAAGGGGUCUUCAUUAAGGGCUUGUCGGUCCAUCUCACAAGUCAAGAGGAGGAUGCAUUCAGCCUUCUCUUUGAGGGAGAGACCAACAGGAUCAUCGCUUCCCACACAAUGAACAAAAAUUCAUCCAGGUCACACUGCAUUUUCACCAUCUACAUGGAGGCCCACUCUCGGACCUUGUCAGAUGAAAAGUAUAUCACUUCCAAAAUCAACUUGGUAGAUCUGGCUGGCUCAGAGAGGCUGGGGAAGACAGGGUCAGAAGGUAGAGUCCUAAAGGAAGCCACCUACAUCAACAAGUCGCUGUCGUUCCUGGAGCAGGCCAUCAUUGCCCUUGGGGACCAGAAGCGGGACCACAUUCCUUUCCGGCAGUGCAAGCUCACCCAUGCCCUGAAAGACUCAUUAGGGGGAAACUGCAAUAUGGUCCUUGUGACAAACAUCUAUGGAGAAGCUGCCCAGUUAGAAGAAACGCUGUCUUCCCUGAGGUUCGCCAGCAGGAUGAAAUUGGUCACUACUGAGCCUGCCAUCAAUGAAAAGUAUGAUGCUGAGAGAAUGGUCAAGAACUUGGAGAAGGAGCUGGCAUUGCUCAAGCAGGAACUGGCCAUCCAUGAUAGCCUGUCCAACCGCACCCUCGUGAAUUACGACCCCAUGGAUGAAAUCCAGAUUGCUGAAAUCAACUCGCAAGUGCGGAGGUACCUGGAGGGGACACUGGAUGAGAUUGAUAUAAUCAAUUUAAGGCAGAUCCAGGAGGUAUUCAACCAGUUCAGGGUGGUGCUGAGCCAACAAGAACAGGAAGUGGAGUCUGCCUUGCGCAGAAAGUAUACCCUCAUAGACAAGAAUGACUUUGCAGCCAUUUCUGCUGUCCAGAAGGCAGGGCUCAUGGAUGCUGAAGGUCACCUAGUAGGUGAGCCUGAUGGACAAAGCUUUGGACUUGGGGUUGCUCCUUUUUCUAUCAAACCUGGGAAGAAACCCAGGUCCAAGAAGAUACUGAAAGAUCAGCUCAGCUCCUCAGCAAGAAAGGAAGGUGCCAGCAGCCCUGUGAGUGGCAAGGACUUAGAUGUGAUUUCCAUCUCCAAGACCCAGCUGAUCCCAUCUUCCAAAGAUGGGGAUAUCAAAGACAUGUUUCCACGAGACAGGGAGACGUCCAGCAUUGAGCCCCUUCCCUCGGACUCUCCCAAGGAAGAGUUGCGCCCACCCAGACCCAGCACCCCACCCUCUAAACCUGUGGCCUUUGAAGAUUUUAAGAAUGAACGAGGUAGUGAGAUCAACCGCAUCUUCAAAGAAAACAAAUCCAUCUUGAAUGAACGGAGGAAAAGGGCCAGCGAGACCACCCAGCGCAUCAAUGUCAUCAAGCGGGAGAUUGAUGUGACCAAAGAUGCACUGAAUUUCCAGAAGUCACUACGGGAGAAGCAAGGUGAGUACGAGAACAAAGGCCUGAUGAUCAUCGACGAGGAGGAAUUUCUGCUGAUCCUGAAGCUCAAAGACCUGAAGAAGCAGUAUCGAAAUGAGUACCAAGAACUGCGAGACCUCAGAGCUGAGAUCCAGUACUGCCAGCGCCUGGUGGAUCAGUGUCGCCACCGCCUGCUCCUGGAAUUUGACAUCUGGUACAAUGAGUCCUUUGUCAUCCCAGAGGAUGUUCAGGUAGCACUGAAGCAGGGCAGCAGUAUCCGGCCAGGCAUGGUACCUGUCAACAGGAUUGUAUCUCUGGGAGAAGAUGACCAGGAUAGGUUCAGCCAGCUGCAACGGACUGUACUGCCUGAGGGUCCUGAUUCCAUCUCCUUCUACAAUGCCAAAGUCAAGACAGAACAGAAGCACAAUUAUAUGAAAACCAUGGUGGGCCUCCAACAGUCACACAGAAAAUAGUCUCAUCAAUAGCUUGAAGACCAGCGACUCUAGUCUGUUCUAAGGAAGCUGCUAAACCACGUGCGCUCAGAGCUCCAGCCACUCGCUCUGCUGCAAGCUGGGACCAAACCCAGAGAACACACAGUUGCCUGCCUGCUAGGAUGAACAUCCUCCAAAGGACACCCUUGCUUGUUUCCACAGAAUACUUUAGAUUUUAAUUUGCUACCACAUGUAAAAAUCAAGAUAAAAUUACUUUCUUAACUACUGAGCCAUCUCUCCAGCGAUAAAAUUACUUUCUAGUUUGG